Messenger RNA from Bombus impatiens (common eastern bumble bee), 471 nucleotides. Its product is annotated as 60S ribosomal protein L11-like. The record is from RefSeq and is a predicted model, not a curated record. Gene Ontology annotation, biological process: translation. NCBI's taxonomy places the organism in Eukaryota, Metazoa, Arthropoda, Insecta, Hymenoptera, Apidae. Gene Ontology annotation, cellular component: ribosome; cytosolic large ribosomal subunit. Gene Ontology annotation, molecular function: RNA binding; structural constituent of ribosome. The transcript has 3 exons. The coding region runs from base 1 to 465 and encodes 154 amino acids.
AUGGUGUUAGAGUUGCUUCAGGAUGCUCGAUUACGAGAAGCGGACCAGGCUCUUUGUCGAAAACGUAUGUUUAUGAAAAACUACGCGUCGCACAGGAAAGUUUGUGUCGCCAUUGUGGUUGAAGUUUUUGGAAAGAAUGUGGUUUAUAGUGGAAUGUGUAUCGUGUUAGAACAAUUAACUGGACAGCAACCAGUUUUUUCUAAAGCAAGAUAUACUGUGCGUUCAUUUGGCAUUCGCCGUAAUGAAAAAAUUGCAGUACAUUGUACAGUACGAGGUGCUAAAGCAGAGGAAAUUCUUGAACGUGGAUUGAAGGUACGGGAAUAUGAAUUGAGAAAAGAAAAUUUCUCUGGCACUGGAAACUUCGGUUUUGGUAUUCAAGAACACAUUGACUUAGGAAUUAAAUAUGAUCCCAGCAUUGGUAUUUAUGGCUUGGAUUUCUAUGUUGUACUUGGACGACCAGGUUAGUUUAUU